GGAUCGAGGUGUCCGUUCAGUCAGUUCUCGGACGUCGAUCGGUAAACCGCGUGCCGCCUGGAUCCUACCGAGCGCCAGGCACGCUAUCGAUCUUUGCCGCUGAAAAGAUCUCGUAUUGCUUCAAGUGGAAAUGAGAUAAUACCGCGGAAGUGUACGAAGAAAUCGGUUAGAUAAGCGGAAAAUAUUUCAAAAAAAUCGAUGUCAAGUGCCGAGAUUUAAGAUUUACUUAGAAAUUAUUCUUCAACUGAAAAGAAAAACCCGACAAUUUGGUUAGGUGAUUAAGCACGAGCGAGCGUGUGUAUGUGUGUGCAUGUGCAUCCGCGGAUAAUCGUUCGACGAUAAUCAAUCGACCGUUGUACUAUACGGUCUUCGGUAAUUCACGAGAGAGAAAGAGAGCCGAUCGCGCACGUGGCCGCCGCCGCCGCCGCGACAGCGAGGAUCUACGAAUUUCCAACGCGUGUUUCGGAUCGCGGGACCCAGCAGGACUUUCCGGAUGACUUAAUGCUCACAUCGGGACAUCGGUGAUUGAUGACACGUGCAACUCGUGCGAAGAGAUCGCUGAAUAAGGUCGGUGCGCGCUCGUCGGUGAGAGAUAACGAUAUAGCGAGUGAUCAUCGGAGAAUGGCCCGAUAAUGCAUCGCUAGUCUCGAUUCCAUAAUUCUUUGGAUUUAUCUGUCUCGUAAAACUGGCUAAUUAAACACAAGGGGACAGAAGAAGAGGGAAAUAGAGAAAUCUUCAAUCGAAACCGGCAUCGGUCAAGCAAAUACAACGCCCGCGUUACACGGAAGACUUAUCGGCGAGUGCAACCAGGGUGUGACGCGAUAAAUGUGUAAGAUCUACUAUGAUAUCGAGCGACGAAAGAGUAGCGAAAGCGCCUGUCUCGCCUAAAUGUCGCCGAGACGAGUGUCGCAUGGUAGCGUAAUAUCCUGGCGUUGGUGCAUCCGGAGCACGAGUCGAAUUACCAUUUCCAUUUGCAAAGUUCAAUAAUUGAAAAAUCCAAAGUUCGAUUAUGCUGAACGCAAAGUGCCCGACACGCAUUAAUUUAAAGUUUGACGCAAUAUAAAUCCCGAGCGCGAGGCUCGAGCGCAUUUACGAUCGACUCGGUAGACUUUGAUAAGGCGCAAUUCUACCGUUCAGGAUGCAACUCAUUCGCGUCUGCGUCCUUUUCGUAUAUUUACUGACGCCAAUUGCGUGCUGGAAUGACGUGAUACCCACCAUAUAUCCUAUCCCAUUGCAAAAUGAGACCGCAGUGCCGGAGGAAUACAGGCAUCUGCCGUUGGUGGGAAAAUGUUGCUCCUUAGGCGAGGUCCUCGCAAAAGAUACGGACGGGAAUACCGUUUGUGCCGCUUCAAACGACUCGUCGGCGAUGUAUUUCUCACCUUUCUUCUGCGACUUCAAUGAAACCGGCGCGCUGGUGCCCGGUGACGAAUAUAAGACAUUCGCCGCUAUCGUGGGAAAUCCCUGUGAUCGAAAGUAUAUGCUAUUCCCGGAGGAAAGCAAGGACGAUGUGUAUUAUUUAUUGACGAAUGGUUCCCUCUUCGCGCCGCGAAUCGAUCAUGUACCACUUAUGCUGAUGCCCGGUGAAAAUUACUGUAUGGAGGUUGUGCCAGAGUUGGGACUUAGGGCACUCGUCUGUUUUCAAGACUUCGCUGCCCCGACCGCGGAUGCGCGGGUCACCGUUUACGCCUGCGGGCUCCUGAUCUCAGUUCCCUUUUUGAUACUCACCAUUGCGGCAUAUGCAAUUACACCGAGGUUGAGGGACGUGCACGGCAAAGCCCUUUGCCACUAUUGCGGUUGCUUGGCACUGGCCUUCACUACUUUGGCUAUUACGCAACUCGCGAGUGCACAAUUACCGCCUCAAGCCUGCGUUAGCAUAGCAUUCGUCAUCCAGUUCUCGUUCGUGGCCUGCUUCUUCUGGCUGAACGUGAUGUGCAUCGAAACAUGGUUGUUGAUACGCCAUCACGUGAAGCAGCGCGCGUACAGGAGAAUCCAGCCUAAAACGUUGUUUUUCUACUACUCGAUAUGGGCCUGGGGCCUCCCGGCGAUCCUCAUUCUCGUCUCGAUGGCGAUGGAUCUCAGUCCUACAAUACCCAUGACCUAUGUCAAGCCCGCUUUCGGUAGCGAGAGUUGUUGGUUUAAGUCCGACGCGGAAGCUAUGCCGUAUUUCUAUGUGCCGGUCGGUUUCCUUCUACUGGUGAACAUGAUCCUCUUCAUAAUCACCGCUGUCAGGAUCAGCCGGUAUCAGCAGGAGCUCGCGCUGAGACGCUUGGCGAGGAACCAGCAUUCCGAUCGAGAGGAUCAAAGGCUCUUCCGCAGGCUCAAGCGGAUCUUCAUCGUUUGCCUCGUGCUCUUCUUUCUGAUGGGUCUCAACUGGAUGAUGGAAUUAAUCUCCUGGUCGGUCGGCGGCGAUCCUUUCGACUGGACGGCGUUUGAUUUGGUAAACGCACUCCAGGGUGUCCUCAUCUUCGGCCUGUUCGUUCUGAGAAGACCUAUCAGAGACUUGGUCUGGCAUCGAAUACAGAAGAUACGGGGGAUAGACACCACGGAACUGGACGUCGGAAGCAUGGACCUAGCGCUAUUGCCCGUAAUAAACGGCGAUAUUCCAGACAGAUCGUUCAAUCAUUCUUAGAAAGGAAUUCUUAGAGAAAGACAUAGAUUGAUCUUUUUUUGAACGAGAGUGGACUUUGCAUUUAAUGUAGGUAAUUGGUCGAAGUGAUAUCGGCCGUGAAUUUGAAACGAUCGAUAAACCGAUAAACCGAUGAACCGGCAGAAGGAAGGAGCCGGGCUGCAUGGUCUCACGACGACGAUAAAAGUUAUUUUAACUUCGCUGUAUGCAACGGAACGGCCUUCUCGUCGCUCACGUGAAGAGACAUGAAAUAUAUUAUUCAUGCAGUUUUGUCGCGAACCACUCGAGGAACCUAUUCAAGUUAGCACGGAAUUAGCCCGCGAGAUCCAACGCGCGGAACUUCCGCCCGAAGGAGAUUAUUUAUAUUUAACUGAACCGUAAUCGUUAUAAAUAAUAGUUCUAGUCUCUUUGCAGUAUAUCUGUUAUCGUAAUUAUCAGUGCAAGUGGCGUAUUUUAAUUUCGAGUAAAAUACAUCCACAGAGGGAACUUGCAACGUGACUUCGCGCGUGUUGAAUUGCAGUUAAAUCGCGGCAUUGUGAAAAUAUACUUUUUUCUGCAAGGUAACGCGUUACACAACGCAUUAUUCGACCGCUUCCAUGAAAUAUAGCGCAUAUUACGUCGCGAAGUUUCUGGGCGAAUUAUACAACGUGAGGAAACGGAUAAACCUCACUCAAGGAUCUCAAGUGAUAAGAACGCAAUUGGCGCGCAAGUGUGAGAACCGGCUGUAAUCGAUGUUCAUCAAAAAUGCGACUACUUGUUAAUAAUAAAUAUGCAUCAUAAGUUGCAAUCCUGCGACGGUACUUAUAGUUCUUCAAAUGUCGCAAGUCAAUGUUCACAUCGAUAACCUAGCAUUUAUACCUUCGUACUUACGUGUCGCUUACUGUUAAAAGACACAAUAACGUGUACAAUAAUAAUAUUGUGCGAAACAUUUAUCUCGCGAAUCCAGCAUGAUACAUUACGUUAAUAUUACAAGUUCAAACAAAAUCGCAGAAUACUAAAUAGGAUACAUCAAAACAUAUUUGUACACAACUAUAAGUUUGUGAUGUAUUAAUAUUGCAUAUUGUAACUGGAUUCAGAAUGAAGAACAGGUUUUAUACAAUACUAACAAUAUUAUUGUCGUACCGCGUUGUUGAAGCUAGCGUGUUAUUUAUUGUCGUGGCAAGCAUUAAUUUAUUGAAUAAAUUACACGACGAGACAAAUGAGUCAAAACAAAUAAAAAAUAUUAAUAUCCUUUAUUUUUGCGUUCCCUUUGAAACCAUAAUGUACAUUUGUUCGUUUAAUUUAUUCUGACAGCGCUUUCUAUAUAUAUAUAUAUAUAUAUAUAUAUAUAUAUAUAUAUAUAAUGUGUAUAACAAUGUAAGUUUUUACAAUUCAAGCGUACCUUGCCAGAAUUAAAAUUUUCUGCUAAAAAUUAUGCUAAGAAAACUGUUGUGACAUACAACAGUCGUGAGCGCACACGUACAUAACCCAUUAACACCCAGU
Molecule: messenger RNA, 4108 nt
Organism: Solenopsis invicta (red fire ant)
Lineage: Eukaryota; Metazoa; Arthropoda; Insecta; Hymenoptera; Formicidae
Product: G-protein coupled receptor Mth2
Exons: 7
Coding region: 1139-2629 (496 amino acids)
Biological process (GO): cell surface receptor signaling pathway; G protein-coupled receptor signaling pathway
Cellular component (GO): membrane
Molecular function (GO): G protein-coupled receptor activity
Source: RefSeq, a predicted model, not a curated record